Molecule: messenger RNA, 1836 nt
Organism: Arvicola amphibius (Eurasian water vole)
Lineage: Eukaryota; Metazoa; Chordata; Mammalia; Rodentia; Cricetidae
Product: zinc finger protein 431-like
Exons: 5
Coding region: 1-1836 (611 amino acids)
Biological process (GO): regulation of transcription by RNA polymerase II
Molecular function (GO): RNA polymerase II cis-regulatory region sequence-specific DNA binding; DNA-binding transcription factor activity
Source: RefSeq, a predicted model, not a curated record
AUGUAUGGUAUAUUUUUGAAGGCAGUGACCUAUGAUGAUGUGCAUAUCAACUUCACUAAGGAAGAGUGGGAUUUGCUGAAUCCUUCCCAGAAGAAUCUCUACAAAGAUGUGAUGCUGGAGACCUACAGGAACCUAACUACUAUAGGAUACAUUUGGGAAGAUCGUAACACUGAAGAGCAUUGUCAAUGUUCUAGAAGACAUGCAAGUCAUUGUCAAAAGAAUAAAAGGACACAUACUAGAGAGAAUCCCUGUGAAUAUAAUCAGUGUGGUAAGGCCUUUGCUAGACACAGUGUUCUUCAAACACACAAAAGAACACAUACUGGAGAGAAGCCCUAUAAAUGUAAUCAGUGUGGUAAAGCCUUUGCUCAACACAGUGUUCUUCGAAUCCAUGAAAGAACACAUACUGGAGAAAAACCCUAUGAAUGUAAUCAGUGUGGUAAGGCCUUUGCACAGUAUGGUCAUCUUCGAGUGCAUGAAAGAACACAUACUGGAGAGAAACCCUAUGAAUGUAAUCAGUGUGGUAAGGCCUUUGCACAGAACUGUACUCUUAAAUGCCAUAAAAGAACACAUACUGGAGAAAAACCCUAUGUAUGUAUUCAGUGUGGUAAAGCCUUUGCAUAUCACCAUACCUUAAAACUGCAUAAAAGAACACAUACUGGAGAGAAACCCUAUGAAUAUAAUCAGUGUGGUAAGGCCUUUGCUAGACACAGUGUUCUUCAAACACAAAAAAGAACUCCUACUGGAGAGAAACCCUAUGAAUGUAAUCAGUGUGGUAAGGCCUUUGCACAGCACAGUGUUCUUCAAACACAUAAAAGAACACAUACUGGAGAGAAGCCCUAUAAAUGUAAUCAGUGUGGUAAAGCCUUUGCUGAUUCCAGUGUUCUUCGAAUCCAUGAAAGAACACAUACUGGAGAAAAACCCUAUGAAUGUAAUCAGUGUGGUAAGGCCUUUGUUGGAAACAGUGCUCUUCAAAUACAUAAAAGAACACAUACUGGGGAGAAACCCUAUGAAUGUAAUCAGUGUGGUAAGGCCUUUGCACAGAAAUGUACUCUUAAAUGCCAUAAAAGAACACACACUGGAGAAAAACCCCAUGUAUGUAUUCUGUGUGGUAAAGCCUUUGCAACUAAGGGUAAUCUUGAAUUACAUAAAAGAACACACACUGGAGAGAAGCCCUAUGAAUGUAAUCAGUGUGGUAAGGCCUUUGCAGUGCACAGUAAUCUUCAAAUCCAUAAAAGAAGACACGCUGGAAAGAAACCCCAUAAAUGUAAUCAGUGUGGUAAAGCCUUUGCUAUUCACAGUGCUCUUCAAAACCAUGAAAGAACACAUACUGGAGAGAAACCCUAUGAAUGUAAACAGUGUGGUAAGGCCUUUGCACAGUAUGGUGGUCUUCGAUAUCAUCAAAGAACACAUACUGGAGAGAAACCCUAUGAAUGUAAUCAGUGUGGUAAGGCCUUUGCAUAUCACCAUACCUUAAAACUGCAUAAAAGAACACAUACUGGAGAAAAACCCUAUGAAUGUAAUCAGUGUGGUAAGGCCUUUGCAUAUCACCAUACCUUAAAACUGCAUAAAAGAACUCAUACUGGAGAGAAACCCCAUGAAUGUAAUCAGUGUGGUAAGGCCUUUGCACAGUAUGGUGGUCUUCAAUCUCAUCAAAGAACACACACUGGAGAGAAACCCUAUGAAUGUAAUCAGUGUGGUAAAGCUUUUGCACGUCAUGGUGCUCUUCAGUAUCAUCAAAGAACACACACUGGAGAGAAACCCUAUGAAUGUAAUCAUUGUGGUAAAGCCUUUGCUCAUCACAGUGUUCUUCAAAUGCAUAAAAGAAUACAUACUUGA